UUAGAGUUAGAAGCUUGUUUAGAGAGUAUUUUGGAGUUAGCUCUAAGUUUCGUGUGUUCCUCCCUUCCUUAUCUGACUCGAAAACUGGGACAUGGACGGAGAGCAGAGAACUCAACCGGCGGCGCCACCGCGGAGACAGCAAGGAAAUGCCGGAGAUUCUCCUAAUAACUCUUUACCUAUGCUUUUGGCAUUCAUCGCAAUUUUCGUUUUAGUUCUGGUUCAAUCGGCAUCAGAUUUAACGAGUAGCUUAUCUAUCAUACACCAAGUUCCAGAAGGCCAUGUCGGGGUUUAUUGGAAAGGAGGUGCCCUGCUAAAAACAAUCACAGAUCCAGGCUUUCAUUUGAAGCUGCCACUUAUAACAUACUUUGAGCCCGUCCAAGUGACCCUUCAGACGGAUCUGGUGAGAGAUAUUCCAUGUGGCACAAAAGGCGGUGUGAUGACUAACUUUGAGAAGAUUGAGGUUGUUAAUCGCCUUAAAAAGAAUUAUGUUUAUGAAACGCUACUGAACUAUGGCGUACAUUAUGACAACACAUGGAUCUAUGACAAGAUUCAUCACGAGAUUAAUCAGUUCUGCAGUGGCCAUUCUCUUCAGCAAGUAUAUAUCGAUAUGUUUGAUCAGAUUGAUGAAAAAAUGAAAGACGCUCUUCAGGCUGAUUGCACACGUUAUGCUCCAGGUAUAGAAAUUAUAAGUGUGCGUGUCACAAAACCUUCUAUCCCAGAGAGUGUAAGGCGGAAUUUUGAGCAGAUGGAGGAAGAACGCACUAAGGUCAUGAUUGCAGUGGAGAAACAGCGGGUAGCUGAGAAGGAGGCCGAGACUCAGAAGAAGAUAGCUAUAAGUGAUGCUCAGAAGCAUGCUCAUGUUAGCGCAAUCCAGAUGGAACAGAAGUUGGCUGAGAAAGAUAGUGCACGGAAAGAAGAGGAAAUUGCCAAUGCUAUGUAUCUAGCCAGAGAAAAGAGUUUGGCUGAUGCUGAUUUCUACAAAACAAUGAGAGAAGCAGAGGCAAACAAGUUAAAACUGACUCCUCAGUUUCUGGAGCUCAAGUUCAUCAAAGCAAUUGCUAACAACUCCAAAAUAUUCUUUGGCAACAAGGUACCAAAUAUGCUUUUUGACCAGAGACUUUUGGGAAACUUUUUCCAGGAUGCAGCACCGAUAGAAAAGCUGGACACUUAGUUUAAAUAAGGCUCAAAAGCUUCAGUCAAGAAAUUUUCAGAAAAUGGGACUUGGUGAAACUUGAAAGUGAUGAAUAUUUGGUCAGGAUUACAGAUCACCUCGAAACUCAUUUUCUCAUUUGUUUUGUUGUUUGUUAUUUGUAUGGAUUAUCGAUCGAUCGCUUGGGAACUCUAUUCUGGUUUUGUUUGUUCUUUGUUAUUUGUAUCAAUGGCACACAAUGUUUGUCUAUCAGGGCAGGAUUAUUCUUUUAUGUAUUUGUCAUUGUAAAUA
Daucus carota subsp. sativus is the source of this 1441-nucleotide messenger RNA. RefSeq lists its product as uncharacterized. NCBI's taxonomy places the organism in Eukaryota, Viridiplantae, Streptophyta, Magnoliopsida, Apiales, Apiaceae. The record is from RefSeq and is a predicted model, not a curated record. The transcript is spliced from 9 exons. Gene Ontology annotation, cellular component: endoplasmic reticulum membrane; endoplasmic reticulum. Gene Ontology annotation, biological process: SREBP signaling pathway. The coding region runs from base 92 to 1171 and encodes 359 amino acids. Gene Ontology annotation, molecular function: cholesterol binding; ubiquitin protein ligase binding.